GGCAACGGAGGAGGGGAGGGCAACGGCUCGGCCGCAUUCGGGGCCGCCUGCGCUCAUCAAACGCCGCUCAUUGAACAGACAAGUGAGGCAGAGCUGGUGUGGAAACAUUUGUUAUGCCGUAAUAUGCGUGAAUUUCUAAAGUAUUACCGGGGUUGCUGAAGCCCUUCCAAAAGAAGUCUGGAUCAUAACGCACCUGCCAGAGCCCUGAGUGGGCUGGCGCAACCCGUCGUGCCCACUCAGUAUUGAGCACCAAACAUUCCACAGCGUCAGACGGGCAUCAGAGGGACAAAAUUACAUGUCAGCUUUUUUGUUUUUUUAGAUUGUCCCCUUUAGGUUUCAUUCCCCCUUCCUCCUUACACUCUUUCAUUCAUAAAGAGUCAAAUAGAUUUUUUCGCCCUAGUGUGGCAGCCAGGCUGCCUCCCCCAAUCACAGAUGAAUGAAGACCCCAUUUGGGAAGAACGCAGCCCAGAGAUCCAGAGCUGAUGCAGGGCAUCCUGGUGUCUCUGCAAAUAUGAUGAAAAAAAAGAAUUCUCACAAGAAACACAAAAGCAGUGUAGGGCCCACUAAAGCCGUGACUCAGCCCAGACGGAAUAUCGUAGGCUGUCGUAUCCAGCACAUCUGGAAAGAGGGCAGCGGAGCAGCGUCACAGUGGAAAGGAACCGUUUUAGACCAGGUGCCCGUCAACCCAUCACUCUACCUGAUUAAAUAUGACGGUUUUGACUGCGUCUACGGCCUGGAGCUGCACAAAGAUGAGAGAGUGCAAGGACUGGAAGUCCUGCCUGACAGACUAGCAUCGACACGCAUCAGCGACGCCCACCUGGCCGACACCAUGAUCGGCAAAGCUGUGGAGCACAUGUUCGAGACGGAGGACGGCACUAAGAACGAGUGGAGGGGAAUGGUGCUGGCCCGAGCGCCCAUCAUGAACACAUGGUUUUAUAUCACAUACGAGAAAGACCCGGUGCUAUACAUGUACCAGCUGCUCGAUGACUACAAAGACGGAGAUCUGAGGAUCAUGCCAGACUCAAACGACUCGCCCCCAGCGGAGCGUGAGCCCGGAGAGGUAGUGGACAGCCUCGUCGGUAAGCAGGUGGAAUAUGCCAAAGAGGACGGCUCUAAACGAACUGGUAUGGUUAUCCAUCAGGUGGAGGCCAAGCCUUCCGUCUACUUCAUCAAGUUUGAUGACGACUUUCACAUUUACGUCUAUGACCUGGUGAAAACAUCGUAGGCAGCGACGCACUCAUGGGUUGAGGAGAGGGGGAGGAAUUUCACGCACCAUGUGAUCCACAAACUUUUUGCCAAACGUUUUCUCUGAACAUUUCUCGUAACAUCUUUUGGAAAUGGUAUGGUGGAUAUUUCGGUGGAAUCUCGGAUUACCACUAGUCAAGUGUCUCUUAUCGUUGUAGGAUAAACGGAUAGCUGGACAUCAUAUCGCCCAACAUAAACGUAGCUUUAUAUUUCUAAGUUUUUCUCAAGCAUUUCCCAUUCCUGUUGUUGCCAGUGAUUAUUAUGAAGAUACACCAUAAUUUUCAUCGGAAAACCAGAGAUCUCAUUCCGUUGUGUUUGACCAUUCUCGGAACUUCUGGGCUGCAUUGAGGAUUCCUGAAGUGAAUAUGAUGAUCUGUUGGACUGUUUCAUUUCUAACUUGGCUUACGCCGUUAUGUGUUACCCAAAAGUCUCUCUGUACGCUAUGAAAUACAAGCUAAUGGUGUCCAGCAAUGAGAAUCACCCCAAGCUGAAAAUCCUAAUUCUUCAUCAUUGUUUUUGGAUGUGUUGGGAGGAAAAAAAUGUAAAAGCAAAAGUUGGAUUUUGGAAAGCGCAGGAUUGCAGCAUUCAUCCUGCAGUGUUUUAAGGGGUUCGCAGAAAACGACCGCUUGGGGUGUCUUAAACACUACAUUAAUGUGUGCGAAACUGCCAGGAGACAGAGGGCAGGAAGAUAGCGGUAGAGAGCGGCAUGGGAAAAUCGUCCUCUUGUUUGUAACAAGACAAACUAGAGCACAGCAGUCCUGAUGCCUUUGCAGUUACUGCGGUUGCCAGAUGUUUCUUGUUUUAUCCCUCCGUCUUCCUGAACUCGCCAGAAAGAAUUACGCACACGGGCGCCACUGUUAAUGAUUCGUAGGCAUUUGUGGAGUGAAUCUCCACCGUCUUGUAUAAUUUUUAGUUUUUUUAUUUUACACCCUAUUUUUUAUAUAUAUAUAUAUUUAUAUAUAUAUAUAUAUAUAUAUAUAUAUAUAUAUCACCACCAAGUAAACGCUAAUGCAGCUUUUAUUAUCAUAAGCACUAAAUUUAGAUCAUCUAAGAUUUGAGCGCUUGUUUAACUCCCCCUUUUUUUUAACGCAAUGUCAUGUCUGUAUAUUGUAACGGAACGUUAAUAUUAACGUUUUUUAGCUUUAUUUAGUUUUAUGGGUUUCAUUAAAUGUUGAAAAACUUACCCUCUAACUAUGUAUCAGAUUGCAUAGUGAGGACAUUUUGCGUUUGCAAAUUUCCCAAAGUAUUUAGAGAAUGUUACAGAAGCCAGUCGCACAAAGUGUUUGAUCUCGAACAGGUUAGAAAAUGUUGAUGCAAUAACAGAAAAAGUAUUCAGGAAUUUCUUUGCGAACUGUGCACCCCAUUUUCGUCUUAAGUGACUGUAAGAUUAUAAUUAUUAUUUUUUUAUCAGCCUUUGGGAGAUUUAUUUUGUCUCGUAUUCUCAAUUCUGCCUCUCUGCGAGCCUAAAAAAGUGUGCCUCAAUAUUAACUUUCAUUUGGUUCCAGUAUGUUUUGUUUUUGUGUGUGUGUGUGUGUGUGUGUGUGUGUGUGUGCGUGCGUGUGUGUGCUUUGUCCAAAAAAAGGUUUCUGUGUUCCCAUUAGACUCGUACAAAAUGACUGGAAGGCCCCCUCUGAGGAAAGUUACUAUGUUUGAAAAAGCCUUGCAGCUACAUGUGUUUUUCAUUAUUCCUGCGUGUUCUGCUGUCGGUUCCAGUGUUCCAGUUUUAAAACCAGUUUUAUUUUUUUUUUCAGCGAGGUUCAUGUUCAUACAACACGCAACACUUCUCUGUUGUCCUCAACUGAACAGGUCACACAGAGCCGCUGUAUUUUGCAUUUAAUGCACAACAAUAGUAGUGUGACUCUCGCGAAGAAAUAUCCUAUUUCGCCCUAAAAUCAAAAGAAACCAAUAAAUGAUAUUUUGCAUAAAGGAAAUGAGGUCUAUGUUUAGGGCCAGUAAGUUCAUUUGUGUUGUGACAUUAUUUUAAUGACUAAGUGCAUUUCUCCCCCAAUGUAUGGUACGUAAUGUGUCCAGAGAUUUUUAUUUUUUAGGAUUUUCAGGGUAAUUUUUCCUGAUGGUGAUUCAUUAAGAAAAAGUUCUGUAAGAAUGUUUAUUAUUAUUAUUAUUAUUACUAUUAUUUAAAUCAGCAUAAAUUUGAGGCAAUUGAAUAAAAAUAUACUACCAUGAUUUAUAAAUGCUUUUCAAUUAAAAUAUUUAUUUUUUUCACUACAAUAUUGAGAAUAUCAUUCUUUCACAUUGCAUUAGGCUACUGAGAAUUGAUGAAAUGUGCUUAAUUGUCAUGAAAAUAAUGUCACAAGGCAAAACAAAUCUUAAUGAUCCUAAAAAUAGAAAAGGCUUAAUUUUCUUGAGCUUAUUUUUAGUACCAUUAUUAUUAUUAUUUAUUUAUUUAUUUUCAUGACAAUAAAAUGCAUUGCUCAUUUUCAAUUCUGGGGGAAAAUAAAAAUAAAAAAUGAAUAAAUAAUGGUCGAUAAUGCAUCCGGACGUUUAAUUUGAUGGGUUUUUGAAGUAUCAUUAUUCAAAAAAGAUUUUUAAUUAAUAUUAGCACAUAAAGCAUAAAUUAGAGGCAAUAAAAAUACUACCAUGAUAUAUAAACACUGUGCAAUUUAAAUAUGGCUUUUUUUAACUACAGUAUUGAGAAAAUGAUUUGACAUUACAUGACGCUACUGAGAAUUUGGGGUGAAAUAUGCUUAAUUGUCAUAAAAAAUAAUGUCAUAAUGCAAAAAAUCUUAAUUAAAAAAAAAAAAAAAUCUGCAUUAUGGCAUUAUUUUUAUGACUAUUAGAUGCAUUUUCCCACCAAAUUGUCAUUACUGUAAUAAAAAAAUAAAAUAAAAAAAAUCAUUCUCAAUUUUCCAAAAUUUUAACCGUCCCUAAUGCAUCCGAACAUUGUAUUUUUGAGGGUUUUUCAAACUGUCAUUAUUAUAAAAAUUUAAAAAAUAUUUUUAUUUUAGAUUAGCAUAAAUGAAAGGCAUUAAAACAAAUAAUACCGUAAUGAAUAAACAAUUAACUAUUUAAAUAUUUUUUCACAACAGUAUUGAGAUUAUCAUUAUUUUUUUCACACUACAUUAGGCUUCAGAUAAUAGGCGAAUUUGCUUAAUUAAGUGCUUAAUUAAAAAUAGAAAAAUAACUAAAUAUAGACCUAAUUUUCUCAUUUUCACAAGCAAACUAUUUUAUGUUUGUAUUUUGAUUUUGGUGCGUUCUAUUCGCUCUUAAUAUUCAGUUAACUCUUCAGAUUUAUCUUGGAGAUAUUUGUGAUUCUCCAAGUAUUUGACCCUGAAACCUUAAAUCAGACGACCUGCUCAGCUUAGUGUUGUGACCUUAGCGCAGAUGUAAACCUGCGGCUUGGGACUAUUGUUCCACUUUACGUUUAAAACGAGAGCUAGGUCACUAUUAAGAGACGUACAGGUCUCUAACAAUGGUAUGCACCGUCAUUGCAGCUAUAUGUACUUACCAAGUCUCCUCUGGUAGGAUUGUGUCUUAUUCGAAAUUGAAAUCAGACGUGUCAAUAUGCAAAUGGUUACCCUCAGAAAAGACAUAUUCAAGGGAUUGGCCUUUUACAUGUACCUACUGUAGUAUUGUACUGUGUUUGAUGUCAGGUCGACGUGGGAAAAAGAAAAAGAAAACUAGACCGUUCUUUUUGCAUGAUAUGAGUAGAGUUGUUAUCGUACGCUAGUGUGAUGCAUGUGUACCUGUCUUUUUAUUUUGGCAAUUUGUUUCCUAAAUGAGAAGUUUAUGUUUGUGUUGCUACUGUGUGAUGUUUUUGUUCUGGUUUUGAAUACAUUUCUAAAACAAACAAACAAUUUUAUUUUCUGCUAUGCUCUAAAAGAUCAAAUGCACUGGUGUUUGUGUGGCGUGCCAAUUGGAAGGCAAGGUGCCAGUGUUAAACAGCAUUUAAGGGAUCAUAUCCUUUUUGACAGUACAACCGUUCUGCUGUUUGUUUCUAUGAAGAGUGCCAUAUUGAACGAAGAAAUAGGCCUUACAUGAUUGGGACAAAAUAAAAUACAAAUCUAUAUGUUAGAGUGGGAUAAUGUGUGCAUGUGUGAAAUAUCACAUAUCUAAUUCAACCUGGUGGAUAUAGAAUGAAAUGACGGAUGUUGUCCUCAAUGCACACUUUAAAAUAUGUGGAGAGAAUUAACGUAUGGUCCCUUUAAGAUGCUGUUACUCUAAUAACUUAUAUAAAAACAUUAAUAAAAAAAGAAUCGACAAAAAUGCCGUGCAGUUUGAUGAUUGUUGCAGAUACAUGUACAGUUCAGAUUUCAUGUUCUUUCACGUAUAGAUAAAUGGCUUCUAUUGGACCGAAUCUGUUAUUUUUUCUUCCUUUUUUUAACAUGUAGAUAAUUCAUUUUAUUUUCAUUUAAGUAUAAACACAUUUUAAAACCUGUUACUUAAUUCACCAAUUAAUUUUUAUAAUUAUUAUGUAAAUCUAUCCCUAUAAGAUUAAAAAAAAACUUAAUGUGAACUUGUCUCUGUCUGACUGUCUGCUUAAUAUGUGAAUAUCUGGAUAUUUACCUCAUAUCCCCUAUUAACAUUUUCCGUAAAUAUACAUAAAAUAUUGUAAAUUAGAGAUUCAAAGAAAUUUGAAAUAAAUAAAUAAACUUUUGUAAGACAGGCUUUUGGACUAAUAAACCUGACCUGAAGGUUUCUAUUUAUAAUUUAUUUAUUUUUAUUUUUGCAGAAUCAAAAGAAAUUAGUUUAAUAAAACAUGCUCAUUUUAAUGUCAAAAUGUAUUACAAUGGUAGAAAAGUUAAAGUUGUGUCUUCGCAACACAGGAAAUUAAAACUUGUUAAAAGAUUUGGGUGUUACCCUUGGAGUUAUGCCUGCAAACUUGAAGUUUAAAAAAAAAUUGAGUGAGUAAUGUCUCUUUGAACAGCGUUUCCGAGAUAGAUUAGGCGAAUUAAAAUUUUGGAAAUGCGUUUAUCCUGCACGUCCUGCUAUGUACAACUACAACCCUUGCUGAACCCUGAUUGGUUUACUCAGCUGUCAAUCACUCGGACGUUGGGCUCACGCGAGCGCUUAAUUUGUUCCUGUAGCGAAUUUAUUAAUUCCACUAUGACAAAGUUUUCGCUCAUGAAUAUUAAUUUUUUACGCUGGCGUUGCUUGGUGACUUUCCUGUAGCGUACGGUAGAUUUUAUAGAUAAUAUUCAUAAGUCAAGCCAACUGAUUAGCUCCCGCUUACCAACGUCUGCCUUUCAGCCGCUAUCAGCAAAUCAGCGGGCGGACGUCUCGCUGCGUCAUUAAUAUUAAUGAGCCAACCUCACCUGUAGUAGGAAACGGUUUGUACAUUCGCGUCCCUGUAGUAAAAGCUGUCAAAGGACUUACUAGAGUCCCAGAGAUCACCAUAAUCAGUGCGCAGAAGUGCUUUUCAUGUUAAACGAACUAAAGAUACAAAGCGAUGCUUCAACAGCAAUUUAGCCUCUUAAACCCCUAGCUGUACAAGAACAGGUCCUUAGAAAACUCAAGAAAGUGAACUUUGAGAGCACAGGUGACCUGGACGCGCACCUGUGAGAUCUACAGCUAUGGUCCAAGUGUUUUCUGGACGAACUCUCGUGAACAAAGAGGGAGAUCUGGUAGAUCCAGAAGAAGCUCUCAGAAAUAAAGUAGUUGGCCUGUAUUUUUCGUCCGGAUGGUGUCCACCCUUCCGAGACUUCACACAUUUGCUGUGUGAUUUCGAUCCACCAGCGCAGUUUGAAAUCGUGUUUAUAUCCUCUGAUAAAUCCACUGAAGACAUGGUGGAUUAUUACCAUGACAUGCACGGGGACUGUCUGGCUCUUCCCUGGACGGAUCCAUACAAACAGUGAGUUGACGAUGCAUUUUAAUGCAUGCAAUUAUUGUGCAUGAAUCUGUGCUGUUGUUGCAUGCUGCUCAGUUGUGCAUCUGCAGUGUUGUUUAGUGUCACAGUAACCUUUUUUUGCAGCUUUCAACUUGCCCCUUGUAAGAGGUUUAUUGCAUGCUCUCUUGGAGGAUUAUGUUCUGUGUAGUAGUUGCAAUGCUUACUGGUAUCAUGCAUGUGUCUGACAUUUUAUUGCAUGGUCAAGGAAUUCCAGGAAAUAUCAGGGCAUUUUAAAAUUGUGAUUUCUAAGCCUGGAAAAGUCAUUGAGAUUAAAUAAAAGCUUCAAAGGUGAUUUACAUCUCUAUAAUGAAUAUAAUUUGUUCUUGUCAUGCUUUGAAUUUUUGCAUUUGGCAGAAAUUGCUCUUUGCGAGUUUUAAGUGUAUACAGUUAUUUAUUUUUUUAAAUAACCUGACAA
Myxocyprinus asiaticus (Chinese sucker) is the source of this 7505-nucleotide messenger RNA. RefSeq names its product spindlin-Z-like. Gene Ontology annotation, biological process: gamete generation. Bases 437 to 1225 code for a protein of 262 amino acids. The record is from RefSeq and is a predicted model, not a curated record. The transcript is spliced from 6 exons. Lineage: Eukaryota; Metazoa; Chordata; Actinopteri; Cypriniformes; Catostomidae.